AUGGACAUUUCCAGCACCACACAUCUACCGGCGGAUCUGCAGUAUAUCCAAUACGAACACGGUCUAGAAGCCACAUAUCUACCCGCCAUCCGCUCGCUGAUCGCGAAGGACUUGAGCGAGCCAUACAGCAUCUAUGUUUAUCGGUAUUUUCUCUACCAAUGGGGCCACCUGUGCUUCAUGGCCUUGGACCCCGUCGACGCAUCUCUCAUCGGCGUGAUCGUGUGUAAGCUUGAGGUUCACUCAUCUCACUCGCCGCCGACGCGCCGCGGCUAUAUCGCCAUGUUGGCUGUCGCCUCCCCGUAUCGCGGCAAGGGUAUCGCUACGGCUCUCGUAAAGAGAGCCAUCGAUGCCAUGGCUCAGAGGAGUGCCGAUGAAGUCGUUUUGGAAACCGAAGAGACCAACACUCAGGCCAUGCGCCUGUAUGAGCGGCUAGGCUUUCUGCGCUCCAAGAAAUUGCACAGGUAUUACCUUAAUGGAAACAGCGCCUACAGGUUGGUCCUGCUGCUCAAAUCCAUCGACCCGGACGCUGUCCUCGAAGACUCAGAUGGCCAGUCUCCGUGA
Molecule: messenger RNA, 561 nt
Organism: Colletotrichum graminicola M1.001
Lineage: Eukaryota; Fungi; Ascomycota; Sordariomycetes; Glomerellales; Glomerellaceae
Product: acetyltransferase
Exons: 2
Coding region: 1-561 (186 amino acids)
Biological process (GO): N-terminal peptidyl-methionine acetylation
Cellular component (GO): NatC complex
Molecular function (GO): protein-N-terminal amino-acid acetyltransferase activity
Source: RefSeq, a predicted model, not a curated record